Messenger RNA from Oppiella nova, 324 nucleotides. The record is from the annotation of a GenBank genome assembly. NCBI's taxonomy places the organism in Eukaryota, Metazoa, Arthropoda, Arachnida, Sarcoptiformes, Oppiidae.
AUGUCCAAAACAGUUUCAUUACCAAAGAUAAUGAGCGAGGAUAUAGUGAUCAGUGGAAUGAGUGGUCGGUUCCCUGAGUCUGAUUCCACCGAUGAAUUCGCACACAAUCUGUACAAUGGAGUCGAUAUGAUUACGGAUGACAACCGUCGAUGGCCUACAGAUUUGUAUGCAAUGAACAAUCGUAUGGGAAAAGUGAAAGAAGUGGACAAAUUUGAUGGAAACUUCUUCGGCAUAAUGCCCACAAUGGGUGAUACUAUAGACCCCCACUCCAGGAUCCUAUUGGAGACCACAUAUGAAGCUAUCAUUGAUGCGGGUAUUUAUUGA